CUUCCUUUUCAAAGUGACAAAAUGUUAUUUUCGAAAAACUUAUUCCUGUUGCCGGCAAUCACACUUCUGCUGCUAGCUGGAGUUGCUGCCCAAACAACAACUUCAGAAUCUUACGAGCUUUCAAAGGACGACAUGACCUACGGAGAUUAUGAGACCACAGAAGAUAGGUCCGGGCAGCUAAUCGUCAGUCACGACACACCCUUUUCUCCGCAGCGCAAAUACAUUGUCACCCUGAUCAAGCUGAACUGGUUUGCAGCUUAUGCUUUCUGCGAGCAAAAUGGUUGGUCGCUGGUCAGCAUUGAAUCUACAGCGGAGCAAUUUCAAGUGCAAAAUUAUAUAAAUUACUUUAAUCUGGAGAGCAGCGAUUUCUGGACUUCUGGCAAUAAGUUAGCUGACUUACAGAACUUCCGUUGGGGUUACAAUGGUUCCAAAUUUAGUUAUACGAACUGGGCAAUGGGUGAACCCAAUAAUUUUAUGGGCGGUCAGCAUUGUGUGAAAUUACUGGAGAACUCUUUGAAGUGGGAUGAUGAUUUCUGCGAGAAUAGUCAUCAUUUCAUUUGUCAAAUGGAUAGGUAUCCAACCACCAAUAUGGGGCCGUCAUAGGAAUGGACAUUUGUGUGAAGCACUAGAGUGCUUCGGAAAUCUUUUCAGAGAAGUCGUUUUUCCAAAAAUUUUUAAAAUUACUAGACUUCUUGCAAGCUUGGAAUAUAUACAUAAAUACUAGUUGA
Molecule: messenger RNA, 728 nt
Organism: Bactrocera tryoni
Lineage: Eukaryota; Metazoa; Arthropoda; Insecta; Diptera; Tephritidae
Product: C-type lectin mannose-binding isoform-like
Exons: 3
Coding region: 22-603 (193 amino acids)
Biological process (GO): biological process involved in interspecies interaction between organisms
Cellular component (GO): external side of plasma membrane
Molecular function (GO): carbohydrate binding
Source: RefSeq, a predicted model, not a curated record